Cavia porcellus (domestic guinea pig) is the source of this 2362-nucleotide messenger RNA. It is a transcript of the gene Chst1, whose product is annotated as carbohydrate sulfotransferase 1. The record is from RefSeq and is a predicted model, not a curated record. Bases 286 to 1521 code for a protein of 411 amino acids. The transcript is spliced from 3 exons. Gene Ontology annotation, biological process: carbohydrate metabolic process; keratan sulfate proteoglycan metabolic process; N-acetylglucosamine metabolic process. Gene Ontology annotation, cellular component: Golgi membrane; trans-Golgi network. Lineage: Eukaryota; Metazoa; Chordata; Mammalia; Rodentia; Caviidae. Gene Ontology annotation, molecular function: keratan sulfotransferase activity; N-acetylglucosamine 6-O-sulfotransferase activity.
GUAGCCGCUCCACUCUCUGCCUUGUGGUCGUGGAAAGAGGAUCCCCUUCCUGGCUGUCCCUUUGGAGCUGCGCUUUUGACCUGGAGGCUUGGGGCUGAGCCCCCCACCUGCCCUCUAUCCCUGUCUCUGAACAGGCUGCUGGCCAGGGAGCUGCUGCACGGGGUCAGAUUGCUGGACCACUGCUGGCUCGGUCUGGUGACACUGGUGGCUACAGACUGUCCAGCCCAGGACAGCCCCUCUUUGACCUCGUGUCUUGGAGAAGCAGCCCCAUGAAGGUGGCCAGCCAUGCAAUGCUCCUGGAAGGCCGUCCUCCUCCUGGCCCUGGCCUCCAUCGCCAUCCAGUACACGGCCAUCCGCACUUUCACCGCCAAGUCCUUCCACACCUGCCCUGGGCUGGCCGAGGCUGGGGUGGCCGAGCGGCUGUGUGAGGAGGGCCCCACCUUCGCCUAUAACCUCUCUCGGAAGACCCACAUCCUCAUCCUGGCCACCACGCGCAGCGGCUCAUCCUUCGUGGGCCAGCUCUUCAACCAGCACCUGGACGUCUUCUACCUGUUUGAGCCCCUCUACCACGUCCAGAACACGCUCAUCCCCCGCUUCACCCAGGGCAAGAGCCCGGCUGACCGGCGGGUCAUGCUGGGUGCCAGCCGCGACCUCCUGCGCAGCCUCUAUGACUGUGACCUCUACUUCUUGGAGAACUACAUCAAGCCGCCCCCUGUCAACCACACCACUGACAGGAUCUUCCGCCGAGGGGCCAGCAGGGUCCUCUGCUCCCGGCCGGUGUGCGACCCCCCAGGGAACCCCGACCUUGUCUUGGAAGAGGGGGACUGCGUGCGCAAGUGCGGCCUGCUGAACUUGACCAUGGCUGCCGAGGCCUGUCGUGAGCGCAGCCACGUGGCCAUCAAAACAGUGCGGGUGCCCGAGGUGAGUGACCUUCGGGCUCUGGUCGAAGACCCCCGCUUGAACCUCAAGGUCAUCCAGCUCGUCCGAGACCCCCGCGGCAUUCUGGCUUCCCGCAGCGAGACCUUCCGUGACACGUACCGGCUGUGGCGACUCUGGUACGGUACAGGGAGGAAGCCCUACAACCUGGACGUGACACAGCUGACCACGGUGUGCGAGGACUUCUCCAACUCCGUGUCCACCGGCCUCACACGGCCCCCGUGGCUCAAGGGCAAGUACAUGCUGGUGCGCUACGAGGACCUGGCCAGGAACCCCAUGAAGAAGACCGAGGAGAUCUAUGGGUUCUUAGGGAUCCCUCUGGACGGCCACGUGGCCCGCUGGAUCCAGAACAACACACGGGGUGACCCCACCCUGGGCAAGCACAAGUAUGGCACCGUGCGGAACUCGGCGGCCACAGCCGAGAAGUGGCGCUUCCGGCUCUCCUAUGACAUCGUGGCCUUCGCCCAGAAUGCCUGUCAGCAGGUGCUGGCCCAGCUGGGCUACAAGAUGGCCCGGUCGGAGGAGGAGCUGAAGAACCCCUCCAUCAGCCUGGUGGAGGAGCGGGACUUCCGCCCCUUCUCGUGACGUGGGCGUGCGGUGGGGUGGGGCGCAGGGUCAGUUUGAUGACAUGGACCAUUUCUAACUGUUGCCUUAUCCCCCCCCACCUCUGCCCCAUGCCAUCUGGUCUUUGUGUCCUCCCUGUCCCUGCCUGCCCUCCCCCCUCCUGCCUCUUUUUGUGUCUGAAAUUUGCACUACGUCUUGGAGGGGAAUCCCUGGGGCAGAGGGCUCGAGAAGUGGGGGUCGCCUCCCCACCCCCACCCCGUGCAGACACGCAGAUGUUGGGUCUCUCGGUGGACCGUGACGAUGUUUACAAGCACCCCGCUCACACAUUCACACACACACAUGGGCACUGGCGGGGAGAGGCACCCCUGGCCCCUGACCUCCAAGCUUUUGGGACAGAGGAGUGUGGGGCGUGGUGGUUUUGUACUGUCUUGUUAUUUCUGCAGGGGAAGGGGAUGGAAGAGAAGGGUGCCUCUCACUGACAUAGGAAAGGGGUCUCUCCCUCCCCGCUCCCUGCUUCCUGCCCCUGGCAUCCAUCUUCUCCCUUAGAGCAGAGAUGCCACCCCCCUGCCACCUUGCUUGUCAGGGAGCAGGUUCUAACUGUGAGGUGAAUGUGGGCCUUGUUGACCUUCUCCAGUCUGUGGUGAUGCUGUCUGUCUGUCUGUCUGUCUGAGUCUUGUGGGUGCCCCUGGACCGGCGAUGAUGGAUGAGUCUUCUUAUUAUGAGUUUCUGGUUGCCCUUGGGGUCCAUCUGUGUAAUUUCUUUGUGCCAAAAAGAAAAAAAAAAAAAGAGAGUGGAUCAGUUUGCUAAAUGAACAAUGAAAUGCUUUACCUGUGUUUUCUGUAAAUAAAAGUGUGCAAUAGUA